AGGUGUGACAAACAAGGGCCUUGAAUGCAUUUCACUUCUUUCUAUUGUUCCCAUGAGGAGCGUUACAGAAACGUCCGUUGAAUGAAUUCAACUAGUUGUUCAACAUCGUAGAGUGAAUCAACACGUUGACGAGGCUCGCACCGCAGUGGGGUGACAACCCAAGAUGGCUCGGUUUGGUUGGAUUAUAGCUUUGGCUUUUAUAAAUGAAGUCCGUGGAGUCAUCGUGGAUACCCAAAAUGGGCCUGUUUUGGGCAAGAUAGAGACCAGUUUUGAAGGCAACGACUUUUUCGGAUUUCACAGCAUUCCUUAUGCGCAGCCCCCCCUUGGAGACCUCAGAUUUCGGGAUCCUUUGCCUUUUGGUGAUUGGGAGGGGGUUCUCGAUGCCACUGAGGAUGGUCAAGCAUGCAUUCAAAUCCCUCCUCUGAUUGAAACUGGAACGAUUGGCCAAGAGGAUUGCUUAUGGUUGAGCGUAUAUACGCCAAGUGUAAUUCCAGACACCAAUCUACCUGUGGUGGUCUGGAUCCAUGGGGGACGAUGGUUGGUUGGAUCUGCACGUCAAAACACUUAUGGACCGCAUCAACUCGUCGACCGCGGUGUGAUUGUGGUUCAAAUCCAAUACCGAUUGGGUGCCCUUGGAUGGCUGAGCACUGAAGACUCGGUCGCUCCAGGAAACUAUGGCUUCAAAGAUCAACUACUGGCUUUGAAGUGGGUUAAGGCCAAUAUCCAUGCCUUUGGUGGGAACCCCGAACAGAUCACUCUUCUGGGACAGAGUGCAGGAGGUGCCAGUGCCCAUGCCCACAGCAUCUCUCCCUUGAGUAAGGGACUGUUCCAACGUGUCAUCUCCAUGAGUGGAACAGCCAACGCCGCUUGGUCAGGAAAGCAAACCGACCAUGCUGCAGUAGCGAAGAAACAAGCAGGGUUUGUGGGUUGCCCCACCGACACCUCGGAGGCCCUGAUUGAAUGUCUCCGGACUGUGGAUGCUGUUAAGUUGACAUCUUCCGCCACGGGGUUCUCUCAAUUCUUUCCUGACUCUGGUGCGAAAUUGCCUAUGGGCACAUUUUAUCCUCGUGUUGAUGCAGAAGCCAAGGAACCAUUUUGGACCAUGGAUCCGGUCGAGGCUUUAACAUUGGGUAAAUUCAACAAGGACAUUGCCUUCAUGACUGGCUUGGCUUCCUUGGAAUCGAGUUGGUUCACUGUUGAGCUCUUUGGAGAGAUGUGGGCAGACAGAUUGGCUUAUGCCAAUGAAAAUCAGCAAGAGGUCUUCAAACUUUUCUUUCCUCAUCCAAACAUUGGACCAGAGGAUCGAGAUAAGGCAUUCGAAUUCUACUUCAAUCGCCAAAAGUGGAAUCGAGCCGAACAUCGCGUGAAAGCUGCUGAAUUGAUGACAGACUCGCUUUUCAAUCUUGACGUGAUUCAAGGCGUCUAUCUGCAUACUCGGCAAUCCCACUCAGAUGUGUAUUUCUAUAAAUUUAAUUACAUUGGAAGUUGGGGCUAUGUCAAUUUGUACAAGGAAAAUCCGGCCUAUCACGGAGGAGUGGCUCACUUGGACGACUUACGUUACGUUAUGAGCAUGCCUUGGACUGGCCCUCAUAACGAAGAGGAUAAGGCCAUGGUCAAGUUGUACACAACCUUGUUUGCCAACUUCAUUCGGACUGGAGAUCCCUCCAUUGAAGACAGGCAUUGGGCCCCGUACCUUCCAUUAGAGGGAGCUUACAUAAAUAUCAAUUCGCCAAGUGAUGUCGAAAUGAGUCGAUGUCUGCCCAUUCCCGCCGACCGGCUCAAUCUUUGGCGGGAUAUGGUUAAAGUGAAAGAGAACUUGCAAGAGGAUUAUUUGGUUGAAUGCCAGGCUCGUGAUAUCAUGCUCGAUCAAUGUAAUGCAAAUUAUUAAAAGAGGACGAUAGUGA
This is a messenger RNA of Tigriopus californicus, 1904 nucleotides long. Its product is annotated as esterase E4-like. NCBI's taxonomy places the organism in Eukaryota, Metazoa, Arthropoda, Copepoda, Harpacticoida, Harpacticidae. The transcript is spliced from 4 exons. The record is from RefSeq and is a predicted model, not a curated record. The coding region runs from base 164 to 1888 and encodes 574 amino acids.